CUUCACCGACAAUGUUUACAGAAUCACAAACUACAUGUGAUAAAGUUUAUCAAGUGCAUUCUUUUCUGCGUAAAAUUACAAUUUUCCACCAGUUAAAAAAUACAUUUUUCCCUUUACUACCAUCUCGCAUACUUUUUAAUACACUGUGAUGUGCUUUUUAUAAAAAAUCAAUCAUGUUGUAUCGAAAAAUUUUAACGAAAGCGUUUUCUAACCUCACUUUCUCUCACCGGUCUUCCUCGUGCUGCAAAUUGUCUCGUUCGUUUUCCGAUAAAUUCACAUCGGACAAUAAUGAUCUCCCUGAAGAUUCAAAAGCUGCGGAAGUGUCAAAACUUCUCGAGGAUGCGACAACUUUUAGCGAUGCAAAUGAUCCAAAUUGGGCGAAGAAUCCCUAUCCUGACACUGCACCGGUGAACUUGCAAAAAGAGCCGGAAGCACCGAAAGUUCUUCCAAAUGAUAAUUCCAUUAUUCUAUUCCCUGGACAGGGUACACUUAAGGUUGGCAGGAUAAAAGCGUAUUUACGUUUUCCACGAGUGAAAGAAAUGUAUGCGAUAGCGAAUGAAAUUUUAAAGUAUGAUUUGAAAAAAUUGUCAUUGGAAGGACCACAGAAGGAAUUGAAUAAAACGGAAUUUAAUCAAGCAGCAACUGUUGUUGCGAGUUUAGCGGCAUUGGAAAAUUUAAUCGAAGAUCGGCCAAAUGUUUUGGAUAAUUGCAGAGCUGUUGCUGGAUAUAGUGUUGGUGAAUUUACAGCUUUAAUUUUCUCGGGAGCAAUAGAUUAUGAAUCUGGAAUUCGACUUGUUCAACAUAGAGCACUGGCAAUGGCAAAUGCUGCUGAACGUUCGAAGCAAGGGAUGAUGUAUGUUUAUACAAAAGCCGGAUCAAAUAUUUUUCAAGCUUGUAAGGAUGCUGAAUCAUGGGCAAGAGAUUUGGGAAUUAGUGAACCUGUUUGUCGAAUUGCAAUUUACUUACACACUCAAGGAAAAGUAAUCGGCGGAAAUGACGAAGCUCUUAAUUUCUUAAUGGAAAAUAGCUCAAAAUUGGGUCUGAAAAAUGUAAAGAGAAUUCCAGUUUCCGGUGCAUUUCACACACCAUUAAUGGAACCAGCAAUUAAACGUUUUAAACCAACUUUAUUUAAUACGAUAAUUGAAAAACCCCGAAUAACAGUGUACUCUAAUUGUAACGCCGAGUAUUAUCGCGAACCAGAAACAAUAAGAAGACAUUUAAUAAAACAUCUAGUGCAGCCUGUAAAAUGGGAGCAAAUUAUCCAUAAAAUAUAUGGAAGAUCACCAGGAAGUACUUUUCCAAGAACAUUCGACGUUGGAUCUGAUGGAACGCUGAAAAAUACACUGAAAUUAAUCAAUUCCAAAGCCUGGGACUGGUGUUACUCUGUUUGACACAUUUCUAUUCUACUUAAUGAACCAGUUGAUUUAUUUAGUAAGUAAACAUUUAUUUUCAUUUUUUGUAACAUUUAUGAUUCAACUGAAGACAUUGAAAACAAUUUGUAAAUAUACCAGUGUCUAGGAAGUUUGUACAAAUGAAAAAAGUUUACUUUUUUAAUAAGUUUUGUUUAGAAAUUGUUUUUGUUUCAAAAAUCCAUGUUCUUAAGGUUUUAAACGUUCAAAUGAAUGA
Leptopilina heterotoma is the source of this 1626-nucleotide messenger RNA. It is a transcript of the gene beg, whose product is annotated as probable malonyl-CoA-acyl carrier protein transacylase, mitochondrial. NCBI's taxonomy places the organism in Eukaryota, Metazoa, Arthropoda, Insecta, Hymenoptera, Figitidae. The transcript has 2 exons. The coding region runs from base 174 to 1391 and encodes 405 amino acids. The record is from RefSeq and is a predicted model, not a curated record. Gene Ontology annotation, molecular function: transferase activity.